Molecule: messenger RNA, 2331 nt
Organism: Amoebophrya sp. A120
Lineage: Eukaryota; Dinophyceae; Syndiniales; Amoebophryaceae
Source: the annotation of a GenBank genome assembly
AUGUCUCUGAACCCGAAUCAAAAGACCUUGGAUGGGAGGUGCCGGCUCGCGAUGGCAACCGAAUUUCUUUUCCAAAAGCCCAGCUUUGUGUACGAACGCCUAUUCGCGGUCCGAUUGGGUUAUUGCUUGAACAAAGCCGCGGAACUGUCCGACGACAACGGCGCGAGGCCUUAUCGUCACUUUUUCGAUGAUGAUCCUCUGCGACUGGACGCGCAGUAUUAUCUGGCUUUUCGGAAGAUGUUCCGGAAGCUGGCGCAGAAGUGGCGAGCCGGCUCUGAUGGCUCGGACCUUCGCUGGUCGUACGAUCAGCUGCAGUGGGACUGGCGGAGCUUUCAUGGGAAACGUUUAAAGCACACGGAUCACUACACGGGGAAGUAUCCAAUCCGCCCCGUGCCGGAGAUGUUAGCCGACAAUCCUUCAGAUUUUCUCGUCAAGUUUCCGACAAAAAUCCAGGAUGCCUUGUGCGACUGCGAUGGAGCAGAAAGCGACUCCGAUUCGGAUAGCUACGGCUCAGCUGCGAGCAGACGGCAUAGUGACUACAGCUCAGCUGCGAGCAGUGUGUGCCCAAGUGACCCUGAAGACGGGGAAGGAGAGAAUCAGCUAGAGGCAGGAACAUAUCUAGCAACUUCGACGACAACGUCUUCAGGUCAUGAGCAGUUCCAAGAUUUCGUACCGGGACCUGACCCGGCAACAGUUUCUCCUUCCUCUGCGUCGGUCUCUCCCCCUGGAAACAGUGAAAGUGGAACUUCCGGAGAAACGAUAAACGGCGCAGCUGGAAACCCUACACAAAGAACUGACAUUGAGAAUGACGCUUCGCGAGAACCAACUGACAUUGAGAGUCGAACAGAAAGCUGCGAGGACUUGUAUUUGGAGGUCCUGCGCGAAAAGGUAGGGACGAAGAUGCCGCGGCACUUCUGGAAUGUAUUCGUCGAUCGUGGGACGGACUAUUUGGAAAAGUUCCACACUGUUGUUGAAAGCCAAAAGCAGACAUCUCCGGGAAGACAGAGACGUCCGCUGCGUGACACGGAGUGGAGCGUAUUUAAUAUUCACAGAAAACACGACACCUAUGUCUAUGUAUACUCAUUUUUUCUUGUACGUCAACAUCAUGGUCUGCGUCUGCUGCGACGGAUGACGCCCCUCUCCAGAAUGUUAGUCAGAUUUUUCUUAGGCUGUUUCCAACGCUCCAUGAGGUCCCUAGAAGUAGAAGAUCUCCUAAAUUCAAUCUGAUAUUUAUAGGUGCGGUUUCUGAUGACGAUGGCCAGAGAGACCUGUAACCCUUCUCGGACGUAUGAAAGCAUGGAGAGCGUGCGAUACACAAUACUGCACGAGUACGAUUCCGAUGCACUUGCAAAGGGCUGCCACAAAAGCGACAAAGCUUUCUUUCGCGAAGUUCUCGACUUCUUUCACCAGAAGGUGGCGCGCUCUCCAACCCGCAACAGUGGUGCUAUUACGAGUCCGAGUUGGUGGGCAGAUAGCCGCCCACCACUCGAUCACCUCCCUUACCACACGAUCACCACUCGAUCGAUCAUCGAUGGAAAGGUCGUGACUUGGAAUCCACAUCCCUUUGAGCAGUUUCACAACUACAAGGACAUGGACUCACACGAAAUAGAUAGACACGCAGAUUGGGUACUUGGACCAAGUCCGCACGUAGCUGUUCUAGAUGGCAGGUGCCGACUUGUUAUGGCGACCGAGUUUCUUUUCCAGAACUACGACGCAGUGUACCAAACGUUGGAGUACAGGGUGAAGCACGGUAAGACACCCUUUGUACUACCAAGAAAAUCUAGACGUUGACGUUGAUAUGAAAUAUAUAGAUGAGCGGGGCCCUUUUGGUUUUGAUAGCAGUAAGUGGGGUCAAGUUUAGCUCAUGAAAGUACUCGCCGGAGCUCCUACAGCCCCGAGUCCGCCCCCACUCACGUCACUCACACGGGAAAGUAGUGCAAAAAGAGCUGAUCUUAUCUUCAUGCGCAUGUAAUAAAAACGUAAACGAUUUCGAUCGCAGGUUACUGUCUCAACCCUUCCCUGCGCGAAACCUGGUCGCGCACUCGAUAUGGGCCUCGGGAGCUACUAGACCAAGACUGGCACCCAUAUUUCCGCAAAAUGUUUCGAAAAUUUGCAAAAAAGUGGAUCGCGGGUUCUGAUGGAACCGAUCCUCGCUGGUCAUACGACCAAUUUCAGUGGGAUUGGCGGAGCUUCCACGCAAAACGGUUGAAGAAUAUGGCCCCGUACAAGCAACGAGUGGAAGGUGGAUGGGGAACAUUCCCGGAGAUGCUAGCAGAUAAUCCCGAGAGAUACUUUGUUGCUGUCCACUCGAAAAUCGAGGACGAAUUCUAA